UUUCCUGCAUAGCCGGCAAGAAAUGACCGCACGCCACUUCAAUUUCUAUCUCUACAGCCUUCCCACUACGUGUCGCGUGUUCACGUCACGAUUUGAUUGCCUUCCACUUCCACAUUCCAAUUUCCAAGCCACUUCUCCAUACUGCUGCUGUUGAUCACCGACACCAACGAAGUAACAGUUCCACUCUCUCUCAACUUCUUCUUUGAGGAAGAAAGGAAAGGAAGAGCAAAGCACAGUGAUGGUGAUCACGACGGCCGUCGACUCCGCAGAGCAUGUGAACUGCACUUUUGCCUCACGCUAUGUGCGGACUCCUGUGCCUAGAUUCAAGAUGCCGGAGAUGUCGAUGCCCAAAGAUGCGGCGUAUCAGGUGAUAAACGAUGAAUUGAUGCUGGAUGGGAAUCCGAGGCUGAAUUUGGCGUCCUUCGUCACGACUUGGAUGGAGCCGGAGUGUAAUGAUCUCAUCAUGGCUUCCAUUAACAAGAACUAUGUUGACAUGGACGAAUACCCUGUUACCACUGAACUCCAGAACCGGUGUGUGAAUAUGAUAGCUAAUCUGUACCACGCUCCGGUUGGGGAUGAUGAAACUGCAGUCGGGGUUGGGACUGUGGGGUCUUCGGAGGCAAUAAUGCUGGCUGGACUUGCUUUCAAAAGGAAGUGGCAGAACAAAAGGAAAGCAGAGGGCAAACCCUAUGAUAAACCCAACAUAGUCACUGGAGCAAACGUGCAGGUGUGCUGGGAGAAGUUCGCUAGGUACUUUGAGGUUGAGCUGAAAGAGGUAAAGCUUACAGAGGGAUAUUAUGUAAUGGAUCCUGUGAAAGCAGCUGAAAUGGUGGAUGAGAAUACGAUAUGCGUGGCAGCCAUUCUUGGGUCAACCCUGACAGGAGAGUUUGAGGAUGUGAAGCUACUUAAUGAACUCCUCACCAAAAAGAACAAGGAGACCGGAUGGGACACCCCAAUUCAUGUUGAUGCUGCGAGUGGAGGGUUCAUUGCCCCUUUUCUUUAUCCAGAUCUUGAGUGGGAUUUUCGUUUGCCAUUGGUAAAGAGCAUCAAUGUUAGUGGUCAUAAGUAUGGCCUUGUAUAUGCUGGUGUUGGCUGGGCUAUAUGGAGGACCAAGGAGGACUUGCCAGAGGAGCUUAUCUUUCAUAUCAACUACCUUGGGGCUGAUCAGCCCACUUUCACUCUAAACUUUUCCAAAGGCUCUAGUCAAAUAAUUGCUCAGUAUUAUCAGUUUAUACGGCUUGGCUUUGAGGGUUACAAGAAUGUCGUUGAAAACUGUAUGGAGAAUACGAGAGUGCUGAGAGAAGGAAUAGAGAGAACAGGUAAAUUUGACAUCGUCUCCAAGGAUGUUGGCGUGCCUCUGGUGGCAUUCUCCCUAAAGGACAGCAGUCAAUUCACCGUGUUUGAGAUAUCUAAGCAUUUGAGAAAAUAUGGAUGGAUCGUUCCUGCCUACACAAUGCCUCCAAAUGCAGAACAAGUAGCCGUCCUUCGGGUGGUUAUUAGGGAGGAUUUCAGCCGAAGCCUAGUGGAGAGAUUAAUCUCACACAUUGAGGAAGUCCUGAAGGAGCUGCAGACACUUCCCGACCUUGUUGCAGCUAAAGCUGCCCAUGUUUCAGCCACUGUUGAUAAAGCACUUGAAAGCCAUGAAGGUGUGAAGCGUGUUAAGAGAAGUGUGAGGGAGACUCAAGAGGAGAUCACCAGUAUCUGGAGGCGUUUUGUUGAUGGAAAGAGAACUGGAGUCUGUUAGACAGCUAAAUGCCUAAUGCUUGAUGUAAUAUAUAUAUAUAUAUAUAUCUGCCUAUCCCUUUACAUUGCUGCUGCUAACUAGUAAAACUACUACUAUAGAGGAGGUAUAAGUCUAGUUUGGACUGGAGCUUGAAUAAAGUAUGUUAGUAUACUUUACCUAUCA
Tripterygium wilfordii is the source of this 1906-nucleotide messenger RNA. RefSeq names its product glutamate decarboxylase-like. Gene Ontology annotation, molecular function: pyridoxal phosphate binding; glutamate decarboxylase activity. Gene Ontology annotation, cellular component: cytosol. The coding region runs from base 239 to 1744 and encodes 501 amino acids. Lineage: Eukaryota; Viridiplantae; Streptophyta; Magnoliopsida; Celastrales; Celastraceae. Gene Ontology annotation, biological process: L-glutamate catabolic process. The record is from RefSeq and is a predicted model, not a curated record. The transcript has 6 exons.